Molecule: messenger RNA, 1350 nt
Organism: Necator americanus (New World hookworm)
Lineage: Eukaryota; Metazoa; Nematoda; Chromadorea; Rhabditida; Ancylostomatidae
Exons: 9
Coding region: 1-1350 (449 amino acids)
Biological process (GO): mitotic cell cycle; microtubule cytoskeleton organization
Cellular component (GO): microtubule; cytoplasm
Molecular function (GO): GTP binding; structural constituent of cytoskeleton; GTPase activity
Source: RefSeq, a predicted model, not a curated record
AUGCGUGAGAUCGUUCAUGUUCAAGCCGGUCAGUGCGGUAACCAGAUUGGAGCGAAGUUCUGGGAGGUUAUCUCCGACGAGCACGGCAUUCAACCCGAUGGAACGUAUAAGGGAGAAACGGACCUUCAGCUAGAGAGAAUCAACGUUUAUUACAACGAGGCUAAUGGAGGCAAGUACGUUCCUCGUGCCGUGUUGGUCGAUCUUGAGCCAGGAACAAUGGAUUCAGUCCGUUCUGGACCGUUUGGAGCCUUGUUCCGCCCUGAUAACUUUGUGUUUGGGCAGUCCGGAGCCGGAAACAACUGGGCAAAGGGUCAUUAUACCGAAGGAGCAGAACUUGUCGACAAUGUUCUGGAUGUGGUCCGCAAAGAAGCUGAAGGAUGCGACUGCCUUCAGGGCUUCCAACUCACACAUUCACUCGGUGGUGGGACAGGAUCAGGGAUGGGCACACUUCUAAUUGCCAAGAUCCGCGAGGAGUAUCCUGAUCGAAUCAUGUCGUCGUUCUCAGUCGUCCCUUCUCCGAAGGUUUCUGAUACCGUUGUGGAGCCUUACAAUGCUACCUUGUCCGUUCACCAGCUUGUCGAGAACACUGACGAGACAUUCUGCAUUGAUAAUGAGGCUCUCUAUGACAUCUGUUUCCGAACCCUUAAGCUCACGAAUCCUACUUAUGGAGAUCUUAACCAUCUCGUAUCCGUAACUAUGUCGGGUGUAACAACGUGCUUGCGCUUCCCUGGCCAACUAAACGCCGAUCUUCGAAAGCUGGCUGUCAACAUGGUACCAUUCCCACGACUCCACUUCUUUAUGCCAGGAUUUGCGCCGUUAUCGGCUAAGGGUGCGCAAGCCUAUCGUGCACUUACUGUUGCGGAACUCACUCAACAAAUGUUCGAUGCAAAGAACAUGAUGGCCGCCUGCGAUCCUCGUCACGGGCGGUACUUGACCGUUGCCGCUAUGUUCCGUGGACGAAUGAGCAUGCGCGAGGUCGACGAUCAGAUGAUGUCGGUGCAGAACAAAAAUUCGUCAUACUUUGUUGAAUGGAUCCCGAACAAUGUGAAAACAGCAGUGUGCGACAUUCCCCCACGCGGUUUGAAGAUGGCAGCUACGUUUGUUGGAAACUCGACAGCUAUUCAGGAGCUUUUCAAGCGGAUCUCUGAGCAGUUCACUGCAAUGUUCCGCCGUAAGGCGUUCUUGCACUGGUACACCGGUGAGGGAAUGGACGAGAUGGAAUUUACGGAAGCUGAGUCGAACAUGAACGAUCUCGUAUCGGAAUAUCAGCAAUACCAGGAAGCAACCGCUGAUGAUGAGGGCGAACUCGAGGGAGGCGUUGAAAAUGACACCUACGCAGAAGAGCAAUGA